This is a messenger RNA of Rubroshorea leprosula, 1530 nucleotides long. The record is from the annotation of a GenBank genome assembly. Lineage: Eukaryota; Viridiplantae; Streptophyta; Magnoliopsida; Malvales; Dipterocarpaceae.
GAAAAAGGGAAAUCAACUUCGACUUCUUAGGAUUAAUCUGGGAUUUGAUCCUAUCAAAUACCAAUUUAAUCUUAAAAAAAUGAAACUCUGUAUGGACAAUCGUUUCUUCCAAGUUUCCUUUGGCACUAUGUUGCAGGCGUUGUUUUUUACUACGUUCGGUGGAAAAAAAGGAGGAGAUGAGGAGGGUAGGUGAUGAGGCUGCUGGUUCAUGGCGUUUUGGCGUUGCUGGUGUUCUUCAUCCUGAUUUCAGGCGCCGUCACCGUCGGAAAUUCACCGGACACGGACUGGGAAUCCCUGCCCUGUCUGAAAUUAUUCCUUAAGACAGAACCCAGUGAAUCGAGGGAGAUACACGGAAUGAAUCAAACGACUUCCAAUCCAUUUCGGAAAAUGGACUAGGGUCAUCGGAGUAGACCUCUCGGAAAGAGAUGCCACAACCUCGUGUACCUCAAUCUGUCUGAUCGCCUUGAAGGAGAACUGAACUGUCCGGAUUGACUAAACUGGAGAUCCCUGGUCUAUCUAUGAAUAGGAUUUCCGGUGAGGUUCAGUUCAGUUUUCCUACAUUUUGCAAUAGGUUUGUUGUUGCCAAUCUUUCUGAGAAUAACUUCGGAGGUAGGAUUGAUGAUGGCUUUGAUGGGCACCGGAAUCUGUAAUAUCUGGGUUUGAGCUCCAAUAAUUUUGUUGGUGGAUUGUGGACUGGAUUUGUUAGGCUUGUGGACUUUUCUGUUGCUGAUAAAUAAUCUUUCUGGUUCAAUUUCUGAAUCAACUUUGUGGGAAAAUUGUAGCCUGCAAGUUUUGGACUUGUCAGGAAACAAUUUCAGUGCUGAACUUUCAGGGAAGAUGUCAAAUUGCAAGAAUUUGGUUGACUUAAAUUUGUGGGGAAACAAUUUUACAGGACUGAUUCCGCAGAAAUAGGGUCCAUUUCAACUCUUGAAGGGUUGUUCUUGGGGCGCAACAGUUUUGAUAGGGUUAUUCCAGAAACCUCUGUGAAUUCUGCAGAAUUUGGCCUUUCUGGACUCGGGCAAGAAUGAAUUUGGAGGGGAUAUACAAGAGAAAACCAUGGUGCUCGUGAAGAAGAUGACUCUGUAUCAGCAUUUGAUUGGAAAAUUGCAUUGUCGAGUUACUAUUGUGGACUGGUAUUGGGGCUGAGUCUCGGUUACAUUGUGUUCACAACAGGAAAACCAUUGUGCCUCGUGAAGAAGGUAGAGUUAUUUCAACAGAAAUUUGUUCAAAGGUGCAACCGUAGGCAUAAAAGAAGAAAAAACCAACAAUGCAACUAAUGCUAGGUUUGAGUCCCUCCAUUGCCAUUUAGGUGCAAGCAAUUUUAAUAUAUCAUGUCUGCCAUCCUUGAAGUUGAAGGUAGAGCUUUACCCUAUGAUUUAGUAUAAGGUUGCCCUAAGAGCAUUAGUUGCAUAGCUGGUUUUUUCUUCUCUUAUGACUUCGGUUGCACCUUUCAACAAAUUUCUGUUAAUAUACCUCUACCUUCUUUACAAGACACCAUGGUUUUCCUGUUGUGAACACAAUGUAUCCCAG